This is a messenger RNA of Daucus carota subsp. sativus, 1871 nucleotides long. Its product is annotated as aspartic proteinase PCS1. Gene Ontology annotation, biological process: proteolysis. Gene Ontology annotation, molecular function: aspartic-type endopeptidase activity. The record is from RefSeq and is a predicted model, not a curated record. Lineage: Eukaryota; Viridiplantae; Streptophyta; Magnoliopsida; Apiales; Apiaceae. The coding region runs from base 280 to 1635 and encodes 451 amino acids. The transcript has a single exon.
GGUGACCGUAUGUGAGAGACCCGAACCCUUAUAAAGUAUACCGAUAUCUGAAGCAACUACCUAACCCUACUUAAGGAAACUAAUACCUUUUCAUCUGCUUACUUCAUCUGGCCCUGGUUUCAUCUUUUCUUCACAUUCCAACACUACAAAUACAAAUACACCUACAAAGACUACACUUAUACAAAUACAUAACCGAAAAUGUAUAUAUGUGAUCGACCAUCCAUUUAAACUUUCUUACUUCACAACUCCUUGAACCUAGACUUCUCUCAUUACAUCUUCAUGGCUCUUUACACUACCAUCUUCCUACACUUGCUGGUGAUGUUUUCGUACCAUGUUAACGAACUCUCAGCCAUCCAAAACUUCAAUCCAAAUAGUUUCAGUCCGGUCUUCAAUGACUCUCUGUCCCUCUCCUUCCCUCUAACUCCGCUCACUCUUUCUCCCAACUCCACUCUCCGCUCUUCUCUAAUCUCAUCGCAACAAAUAUCAGCAAGUUCCAAAUCCUACUCACACGGAAGCUUUCACUUCAGGUCAUGGUUUAAAUACUCAAUGGCCUUGAUAGUCUCUUUACCUAUAGGAACCCCGCCACAAGUACAACAAAUGGUCAUCGACACAGGCAGUCAGCUGUCGUGGAUCCAGUGUCGCAAGAAAAACCCGCGUAAACCUCACCAUAAAACUUCUUUUGAUCCGUCUCGCUCAUCUUCCUACUCCAUACUCCCAUGCAACCAUCCACAAUGUAAACCUGCAAUUCCUGAUUUUACCCUCCCCACCUCAUGUGACAGAACUCGACACUGUCACUACUCCUACUUCUAUGCAGAUGGAACUUAUGCUGAGGGCAAUCUGGUCAGAGAGAAACUAUCUUUUUCGCGAUACCAAAGCACCCCUCCUCUAAUCCUAGGCUGUGCUAUGAAAUCACGCGAUGCAGAGGGUAUUUUAGGGAUGAACCUCGGGAGGUUUUCAUUACCUUACCAAAUUAGGCUCAGUAAAUUUUCUUAUUGUGUCCCUUUUCGCCAGAAGCUCGCCAAUGUAAUGCCAGAUGGAGUUUUCUACCUAGGUCAAAAUCCGUACUCGCAUACAUUUCAUUACGUCGACAUUCUGACAUUCGCUAGAAGUCAUUUGAUGCCUAAUUUUGAUCCUCUGGCAUAUACUUUAAAAAUGGUUGGAAUAAGUAUUGGCGGGAAGAAACUCGACAUAGCGUCAUCAACGUUUUUACCAAACGCUGGUGGCGCUGGGCAGACGAUGAUCGAUUCUGGCACGGAGUACACAUUCUUAGUAGACGCCGCUUACACAAAAGUGAGGCAGGAAAUCGUGAGAUUAGUAGGUGGAAAAAUAAAAAGAGGCUUUGUUUACGAAAACACUCUGGACAUGUGUUUUGAUGGGAAUGCAGUGGAGAUAGGGAGAUCAAUCGGAGACCUUGUAUUCCAAUUCGACAAAGGUGUGGAGAUCAUGAUCGAGAAGGAGAGGGUGCUGGAGAAUGUCGGAGGCGGGGUCCACUGCUUCGGAAUUGGGAGGUCAGAGUUGUUAGGUGCUACAAGUAAUAUUAUUGGGAAUUUUCAUCAGCAGAAUCUUUGGGUGGAAUUUGAUCUCAGAAGUCUUAAAGUGGGGUUUGGAAAAGCUGAUUGCAGUAGAUCAGUAUAAAAUUAAGUUGUUAUAGUUGUUGUUAAAGGUGUGUGAUGUGUGUAUAUAUAGAUUGCCACUAGAAACUAUUGCCACUACACAGAGUCUGGCCUUGAUAUUGGUAUGAUUAGCAGCUAGCUAAUCAUCCACUCAUUUACAAAUUACAACUAGAGCAAAAAGAAUGAUUUUAUGUAAUCUUUAUUAAUCCCUGAUGAUUACAAGUCUAUAUGUCGGAUUAUAGUUCGAUUAAAGCAAAA